This is a messenger RNA of Pelagomonas calceolata, 402 nucleotides long. Lineage: Eukaryota; Pelagophyceae; Pelagomonadales; Pelagomonadaceae. The record is from the annotation of a GenBank genome assembly.
AUGGUCGACCGCGUCGCGCGGGACUGGACGCUCCGAGCCUACGACGGUGUCGGUGCAAUAUGGGACACCUACCCCCGCCGCUGCCCCGUGACGUCGCAGUUGCUCGCCGGCGCCAACACGAAGUGGAUCCUGGUGCCGAAAGCGAUCGACGGCGUCCCGGUCCGGUGGCUCAACUCGCACUACCUGAACGUGGAGCCGCUCGUCGCGAGGACGUAUGGGGACGUGCCGCCAUCACUCCCCUUCUCGCAUUACCGAUUCGCGGAGCGCGCGAGACGAUUUGGGAGGUCCGAUCGCCUCGCGAAGCACCUGCACAAGGUCAUCGACACUUCCGGCCCGGUCCCACGGCUGGCAGACGCUGCCGUGUCCCACUUGGAAUGCGGGGCGGCGUGUCCGAGCUCAUAG